AUGAAAGAACACAUCAUAUAUCAGAGGCUUUAUGGAUUGAUUCUCCUAUCAAAUUUUAUCUUUCUCUCAGAUGCAUUUUCACUAAAAGGAAAAAGGCUGGAUUUCUAUGGAAGAGCUGACAUGUAUGUAACCCUGACCAGCACCAUUCCUGAACUCAGUCGAUUCACAGUGUGUGUUGACCUGCUAUUCGUGGAUGACAAAUCAAAUGAUUGGAUGGCCUUCUCCUAUAUUGUUAAUAACACCUUCCUGGGUGGAGAAGUCAUAGACCUUGGACUUGCAGGAGACCAUCAGCAGCUAAUACUAUACAACUUGGGCAAGACCUUUUAUAUCCGUUACCAACUGACUCCAUUACAGUGGCAUACAAUAUGCUUGAUAUGGGAUGGUGUGAAGGGCAGGUUAGAGUUCUUCCUGAAUAAAGAAAGGAUACUGGUAAUGAUGGAUCAACCACAAAACCUGACACCUAAUGGGACUCUGGUUCUAGGACAUUUUCUCAAGAAUGGGGACAGCCAGGUUAAAAGCGUGGUGCCAGAUUUCACCGGAAGCUUGUACUACCUUCAACUCUGGGACCACAUCCUGGAAAAGGAGGAGUUUAUGAAGUGUUUGAGUGGAAAUAUAGUUAGCUGGGAAGAAGAUACUUGGCUCAUCAACAAGGUCAUUCCGGCUGUUGACAUGAGACUGCGCUGCUUUGUUUCUGAAAAUAUAACCCUUCAAGAAAGAAGUACAACUCUUUCACAGCAAAUAGAUUUGACGACUCCAUCCCAAGUUACCGGACUAAAACCACAAAAGACUGUAUAUUCUUCUACACUGAUGUCUAAAAGCAUGCCUGUAUUUGCAACUGAUUACACAACCAUAUCCUAUUCCAAUACAACAUCCCCACCCCUGGGAACUAUGACUGCAACAAAUACUUUAAAGACACUCAGAGCUGAGACAGCUACAGUCACAGCACGUGCUCUGUCUACAUCAGCAGCCAUCACUCUGCCUACUGAGAGCACCUCCACGGGCACUACCACCACUUCCAUGAAAGGAACUAAAUGGUCAUCUCCAGAGAGCACAAGGACAACAAAAAUGCCUGCAGCCUUUGCUACUGAGAGCUUUCAUCCGACGACAGCUUUCAACUUCCUAUACACAUCCGGAUUUCCCAAAAAUUCAGUUGUAUCUGAAACUUCAGUGACAGAGUCUAAGUCGGCUGUUAUGAUGACAACAUCUUUGUCCUCAUCUAUUGAGUCAACCUCCAUGUCUACAACAUCUUGGCCCAAACACAAAUCCACGGGUAUUGGGGCCCUCCUUAUCUCCACAGCUAGCCAGGGGUUUCCUGCAUCCACAGCCGCUGAAACUGUACCUUGGUCCACGGUGGGACAGAGUCCAGCUGCAACGACUCACACUGGAACAUUGUCAGCAUUCCUGCCUGAGUCUGUGCUCAUCUCCACUGCUAUGCCAGUGGACUCUGCGUCUCCUAGAAAUCAGAUGGCAUCUACAUUGGCAGCAACAGAUAUGGAAAUACCAUUUACAGUUCAUUCAGAGAUGCUCCCAACUAGGUAUACUGAGGCGACGCCUGCGCUAAGAGCAGCAUCGACGCCUACAGAUGUCCAGGGUGUCUCUUCACCCAGAGUGGAGGUUACAGUACCUACCUCCAUACCAAAAGAGGCUUCUUCUAUCAGGACAGCCUCUCCACUCACCGUAGCUCUGAGUGCAGAGACAGUUAGUGAUGCUGAGACUACACAUACAGCCUUGACUCCUGGAAUCACACUUGUACCUACAAUGACUGGAACUAUGAUUUCCCCCAAAAUCACAGGGCCAGUGUAUACCCAGAAUACACCCACAGGUGGUGAAAACAUGUUUCCUUUGAUUUCUACUAGACCAGCCUCCACAUCUGAGGCAUCUGAGCCUGGUCCUACAUCAAUAACUGAUGAAGGUGCCCAUUUAUUCUCCACCAAUGAGACCCCUUGGACUUAUGGUCCAGACCAGACCUUGAUGACAUCAGCAAUGCAUGAAAAUACUUCUAAUACAGAACAUUCAACCACCACUACUAAUAUUAUCAUCCCACCAGAAGCAUCUACAGAGAGUGAGGCUACCACUACCGCUGAUGCUGUUAUUACUGCUGAUGCUGCUACACACAGAUAUACAACAGCUUUUUCCAAAUUGACAACUCCAUGGUUUGCCGAUUUCUCCACAGUUUCUGGAACCACAUCUGUAACCAAGCUGCCUGAGUUUAAACUUACCACCUUACUACUAAAAACCACCCCUUGGUCCACAGUGGCUGGAACUGAACUUCUUUCAACACCAGGGGAGGCAGUUGUUCCACCAGCAGGUGUAAUGCCCACCCUUGCUGACAUUGAACCAAAUUUUACCACUAAGGAGAAUGCUUCUGGGACCACACAAACAGAGACAAACAGUAAAAUUACAUUUGGAGAGGCAGCAGCCCCUGUAUCAGAGACUGCAACAACACACAGAUUCGAUGCUACUGUGACAAGGAAAGAAACAACUUCUCAUUUUCUUAAGGGAAAAUCGCCUGUAGCAGCCACAACCGACAUUUCUCCAUUGGCAACAAUGCCGGAGGCAACCGAUGAGUCUGCACAAAUGGGGACAGAUUCGGUCACGGAUCCCCCUUUCCCUGACACAGGAAAGUUGACUGCCUCGUUGGAUAAUAAAACUGCAACUACUGUGGUAAGAGGAAAUUGGCUUUCUACAAAAUUGCUGAAAACCACACCUAAGAGUUCAUACAGUAGAACUACAGAAAUCUUUAAUUUAACUCACAUCUACACAGGACACUGGACUUCAGAGAUGCCACCUGAGAGGAAUCCAACUCCGUCUCACACUUCUUGGGACACACAGACUUUUCCAGAACCCCUUGGUGCUUCCACCACAAGGAUAUUGGGCACCAGUUUGGCCACUAUCUCUACAGACAGGACAGCUAAGUCCUCACCUGCUGGUAUCUUGCCUCCACACGAUACCGCUACCCAUUCCUCAGCCACCCUUCUGCCUAUUACCCAUACCAUCUCAUUGCCAGUUAAUGUCUCUGCUGUCACCUCUAUGGGUGUGUCUGAGAAGACUACAAUUACCAUGCCUGAGCCUUCUACACUGGCCAGGGCUUUCUCCACAUCUAUGCUCUCAGGUAUCUCCACUCUGCCAUCAACUACAGUGACCACAGCAUCGGUGCCACCACUGGAUCAGACUGCUUCCACAAUCAGCAGUACUGUGCCUACCCUCAGAGACUCAGUUCACACCAUUUCAGAGGCCAUGGUGAUCUCUGUCAGGAUGACACCCAUGGCAGUUCCCUCUCUGACAGAAUCUCCAGGCCCCUCACUGAGACCUCCCACUCCUGUGGCAACUAAGGCUGAGGCCACUCUUUCCUCCACUUCAGUUGACACAGUAACCCCAUCCACACCCACCCUCACCUGCUCUAAAUCUCUCCCUGACUGCAUUCCUGUUCUGUCCUCCACUCAUGUGAUCUCAACCAUGUCUAUACCACUAGCAACCCAACCCAUAUUUCAAAUGGAGGAGACAUCUACCCAGGCUCUGAGUUUUCCAUAUGCUUUCAGUGGUAGUGGAGAUGUUAGCUUGGCUAGUGGCACCACAGAAGCUUCUGCUGUUGAUGAGACCACACUCUCACAUUCCUCUGCCAACAAGCUUACUACUUCAGUAGAUGGUCACAUUUCUCAAUCUUCCACACAUCAUGUAAACACACUGGUCCCCACCCUAUUUGUGACUGACAUUUCUACCUUAUCUUCUCACAAAGAGCAGAUGACCAGUUCCCUGGGAGAUGGCCCUAGAACUAUGGAGGUGACAGAAAUGUCUCCAUCAAAGAAUCCUUUUAUUUCAGAUUCCCAGAGUACUUCAUCCUUGGAAAUGACAGAUACAGGAUUUGCUGAGACAACAACAAUUUCCAGUCACUUAACGCAUUCCCCUUCAGAGAUUCCACUUGUGACUCCACCUGAUGAGAUUUCGGCUUCAUCUCUCCUUUCUGGGAUCACACAGACUGCACCUAACUUGACCUCAAUUAACACAGUAGAUGUUCACAUUUCCAAAAUGUCUACCAGUCUUGGGGAAACAGCUCUCCCUUCACAAGCUCUGACAGUUACCACAGUUUUGUCUCCUGAAAAAGAAAGCAUGAGUGCCCUUCCAGUCUAUACUCCCAGGACUGAGAAAAUGAUAAUAAGCUCCACCGCUGCAACUCACCCUUUCUCACAUCGCCAGGAUACUUCAUUUGUAGAUAUCAGAACUUCCAGGACAACCAGAAUAUCAAAUCCUGCAAACACUGAUAUAACUCUUUCACUCUUGCUUUCAUCUAGGACUCAAACUAAGGUGACCUCAGCUGCCUCUCCCAUUUCUGAAAGCCCACAGACCUCCCCUGAGUCUCUGUCUCUUUCCACAACUAGUCUAUCUAAUGCCAGUCUUACUGACAGGAUCACUACAGUCCUUUCUGCUCCAAAUGUACCUACAGCACUUCAUGGGAAAACCUCUAUGACAAUGUCCAUUCCUACCUACCAGGUGUCCUCAUUGCCAGUUACUGCCACUGCCCUUGCCUCCAAAAGAGUUUCUGGCACUCCCACAACACUAAUGACUCAAUCUUCUAAAAUAUCAUACCCAGAUUGUUUCAAAAGCCCCUCUAUGGCCACAUCUGCACCUAUGUCCUCAAUGUUAGUUAACAACUCUGUUUUCUCACCUCCAGCUGCUUCUUCUGACACUUCCACAACUGUUGGUUUAUUCUCUACUUUAUUGUCUUCACUUAGCCCUAGGACUACCAUGACCAUGCAGACAUCUACACAGGGUGUCACACCUGUGACAAAUGCUGGGCCUACUUCAAAAAGCACAAUGUUUGCCUCUGUUUCCAUUACUUCAGAAACGACAGAGGUGUUCUCCAGGAUCACACCUACAUCUUUUUCCUUUCCAACAGAGCCAAAUGUUCCUUCUGUGAAAACUAUUCCAACCACUGGGAUAAUGACUCCAUUCGGAGGCACCCGUGCCUCCUCUUCACUCAGUUCUAAAAGCACUGGAACUCUUUCUUCCAUUCCAAAGACCGCAUUUUCACCAUUUCUAUUAACAACCCAACAGUCAUCACAAGGAGAUGAGGCUACAACUCUGGGCACAUUAUCUGGGACUACUAAUGAUUCCCUGUCUACUGGAAGCAGUGGUAGAGGAACAGCUCUCACAAAUACUUAUUCCAGACUUGCUGCCCCUGAAAGUGUGCUUUCAUCUACUCCUUCAGAUGACCUCCAUACUUCUUGGAAUAUUCAGGCUUCCCCAUCUUUGGCCAGCUUUAAGAGCACUUCUGGACCCACGAGAAGUGUAAAAACCACCACUUACCUUUCUUUGGAUACAGGAAAGAUGACUUCCUUGUCAGAAAAUAUGGCUGAACUAACAAAAGGUGUCACAUCUGUAAAUAUCCCUGUUUCAUACCCUCCAUGGACUCCAUCCAGUGUAACUCCACCCUCUUUGACAUCGGUUCUUUUUUCACCUCAUAGUACUAAGGUUGAGUUCUCUACUCUAAGGUCUUUUCUUGAUCCUACAUCCCAAAUGGCUGAAUUUCCAGAUCUGGGAACAAGAACCACAUUUAGUAACACCCACUCUCUGCUUAUGACUUCCUGGAACACACCCACAGCUAAAGACUCUCAAUUUCCCAUUUCCAUCACUGCUCCCGUACCUACUCCCAACAAGAUGGAAAUGGAGACUCUGUACACUGUUCCUGGGUCUUUGUCAACAUCUGCGGCCUCUCAUACUGGUCUUACAUCUGGAGAUGCUAUGGCAGUGUCACCAAUUUCCACAUCAGGAAUUCUUCCUACCUUGCAGAUAUCUGAGAGCCCUUCAUUAUCAAUAUCCUCAAGAUCUAUCUCAACCCCUUUAGCUGACACUAAGCACACAUUUGAGAAGACAACCACAUAUGUAACUCCUGGGACCAUACUCCCACUGAAUCCUUCUGGUGCCACUUCAGGAUCUAUCAUUUCAAAGACUUCUACUUCACCCAUGCUGACUUGGAUCUUAUCUAGCCUCCCUUCAGGUUCCCCUCUGCAAACUGUAUCCAAUACUCCUCACAUUACAACUUCCUCUACAGUAGAGGUGUCGAAAUCCACAUUUAUGACUUCUGACAUGACACCAACACACCCAUUCACUGACUUUACAUCACUACCCUUUGCUACUGUAAGUCCCAUUCUCGCCAAAACCAACCCUACACAUACAGUGGGAGAUAUCACUACUGGCUUCUCAACUUCUUUCCCUCUGUCUAUAAAAAUCACAGAUGACAGUGUAUAUACUUCCAAACCCUUGGAGGCAUCUUCCAGAACCACUGUGACUGCCAACCCCGGGAUUGUGUCUCAUCCUCCAUACUUUAGCAAAACGAAUGAGUCACCUCCUACCACUAACCACACCCUAUCUACAAGUUCUAUACCUCUGCUGAGCUCUAGAGCAACAUCUUUUUGGAGCAAAAUCCCAGCUGAAUCAGCAUCCUCUACUUUAAUUCUUCCUAAACCCACACUGGACUCCCUUCCAAAUAUAACCACCACUACAUCCACUACUAGUGGAUCCUCAUUUCCACUCAUAUCCACUAGAGUAGCACAUCCUUCUACAUCAACCGUGUCUUCACUAACCUCUUCCUCUUUUGAGAUGACGUGGCUGGGCUCCACACCUUCCUUUCUAUCUACGGAAAAGACUUCAACUAUUGCUGCUGAGUCCACAGUGUCCUUCUACAAUAUUGAAAUGAGCUUCUCUGUCUUUGAUGAACAACCGAGGAUUCCUAUUACCAGUAUUAUAAGUGAAUUUGCAGAAAUUUGGUUGAAUUCUAUAUUUCAGGACAGCGAAUUUGCUCUUGCUAAUCUGGCUAUCCAAAUUAAAAGCAGGGACACUUCUGAGGGAAAAAUGACCAUGGACCAAACUUUCCAUCAUUUGGAACAGAGGAAAGGGCAAGUAAUGGCUACAAUUUCCCAUGUCCCAUACAGCUGUGUCUGUUACGCCAUCAUAAAGGCCAACUCUUCUUUAGCACCCACUGAAUUGAUCAGCAGGAUCAGAAGUAAAAUACAUGGCAACCUCACACAUGGAAACUUCACACAAAAUCAGUUGACACUAUUAGUAAAGUCUGAAGAUGUUGCAGUGAAGAAACUAGAGCCAGGAAAGUGCAAAGCCGAUGAAACAGUUUCUAAAUACAAAGGGACAUAUAAGUGGCUCUUAACCAACCCUACCGAGACAGCCCAAACUAGAUGCAUAAAAAACAAGAAUGGAAAUGCUACUAGAAUCUGUUCGAUCAACAUCAACACAGGCAAAUCUCGGUGGGAAAAGCCAAAGCUUAAACGAUGCAAAUUGCUUCAAGAACUUCCUGAUAAGAUCGUGGAUCUUGCUAAUAUCACUAUAAGUGAUGAGAAUGCAGAUGAUGUUGCAGAGCACAUUUUAAAUUUAAUAAAUGACUCCGCCCCUCUGGAUGAAGAAGAAACAAAGAUAAUUGUUUCUAAAAUAUCCGAUAUUUCACAAUGUGACGAAAUAAGUAUGAACCUAACCCAAGUUAUAUUACAAAUAAUCAGUGCUGUUUUGGGAAAGCAAAGUAAUUCGUCAUUUGAGCUGCAUGAAGUAAGCAAUGAAAUUCUGAGGAUAAUAGAGCGUGCUGGUCACAAGAUGGAGUUUUCUGGGAAGACAGCAAAUCUGACGGUGGCCAGCCUGGCUUUGGCUGUCCUGCGUGUGGACCACAUUUUUGAAGGCAUGGCCUUCAGCAUUCACUCCUAUGAAGAAGGCACAGACCCUGAGAUACACCUAGGCGAAGUCCCUCUGGGGAGGGUUUUGGCUUCCAUAUAUUUGCCUAAAUCACUGAAGGAAAGAAUUCCUCUUAGCAAUUUACAGACCAUCUUGUUUAAUUUCUUUGGCCAAACUUCACUUUUUAAGACCAAAAACAUCACUGGAGCCUUAACCACGUAUGUUGUGAGUGCCAGCAUUUCAGAUACAUCCAUUCAAAACUUGGCUGACCCAGUGGUUAUUACUCUGCAGCAUAUUGAUGGAAACCAGAUUUAUGAUCAAAUUCACUGUGCCUUUUGGGACUUUGGGAAUAACAAUGGGCAAGGCGGCUGGAAUUCAUCAGGCUGUAAAGUAAAGGAGACAAACGUAAAUUACACAAUCUGUCAGUGUGACCACCUUACCCAUUUUGGAGUCUUAAUGGAUUUAUCCAGGUCUGCAGUGGAUGUAGUGAAUGAACGGAUAUUAAUGCUUAUAACAUACGCUGGAUGUGGAAUCUCCUCCAUCUUCCUGGGAGUUGCAUUGGUGACAUACAUAGCUUUUCACAAACUUCGAAAAGAUCACCCUUCCAAAAUCCUGAUCAACCUGUGCACAGCCCUACUGAUGCUCAACUUGGUAUUUCUGGUCAAUUCCUGGUCGACAUCAUUUCAGAAAGCAGGACUCUGUGUCUCAGCUGCAGUGACACUUCAUUACUUCCUCCUCACCUCUCUGACUUGGAUGGGCCUGGAGGCGGUCCACAUGUAUUUUGCUCUAGUCAGAGUCUUCAACAUAUACAUUCCCAAUUAUAUCUUUAAGUUUUGUCUGGUUGGUUGGGGAAUCCCAGCGAUCAUGGUGGCAAUCAUACUCAGUGUGAGAAAAGAUCCGUAUGGAACUCUCAUCUCACCGACUCCAUUUUGUUGGAUUAAAGACGAUUCUAUCUUUUACAUCUCAGUUGUGGCUUACUUUUGCCUCAUAUUUCUCAUGAAUCUCUCCAUGUUCUGCACUGUUCUUGCUCAACUGAAUUCCAUGAAAUCCCAGAGUCAGAAGACUCGGCGGAAGAUGAUCCUGCAUGACCUCAAAGGCACAACAAGCCUGACGUUCUUACUUGGCCUCACCUGGGGCUUUGCCUUUUUUGCCUGGGGACCCAUACGGAUACUUUUCUUGUAUCUUUUUGCCAUUUUUAACACUUUGCAAGGCUUCCUCAUUUUUGUGUUCCACUGCGUGAUGAAGGAGAAUGUGCGGGAGCAGUGGCAGCACCACCUCUACUGCACGUGGUUGCGACUGGAUAACUCUUCCGAUGGGAGCAGCAGGUGUGGGCUAAAUGUCAGGUGUAAACGGGACAGACUGAAGAAAACCUUCAAGCACAAAUUGUUGACACCAUCCCUUAAGUCAACUGCAACUAGUUCCACUUGCAAGUCUUUAGGCUCCACACAAGGCACUCCCUCAGAAAUAAGCUUCCCACAUGAUGACUUUGAUGAAGAUCCCUACAGUUUCUCUACCUUGAGUUGUGAAGUUGUGCCUAAUUCUCUGAAAGGAAUAUUACCUGUGGAAAUGAAAAUGAAUUCCAUUCACAGAGAUUUCUUCAAUAAUUCCCAGCAGAGAUUCUCGCCUGCCCCCACCACCAGAUUAGGGAAAAUGUUGAAUUUGUGAAUCGAUCUGCUUCAACUUCAUAUUCUACUUAUUAUUUUGGAAGAUGCAGAAUCAGAUAGCAUUUAGUAAAUGUUAAAGUCAGACUUAUUCUCCUAUUCAUUUUAUAGUUGUUUCUUUUUCUAGAUAAGAUCUGAGUUUAUAGUUAUAUUAAAGGAGAAAUGUCUACAGCAUUGAGGAUUUUAUUUAAAAAACUCCAAGCAUCACCAUCUUAAAAGAAAGAAAAUCAAGAUCAGGAUCUUUAC
This is a messenger RNA of Manis javanica (Malayan pangolin), 9578 nucleotides long. RefSeq names its product adhesion G protein-coupled receptor G4 (gene ADGRG4). Gene Ontology annotation, biological process: cell surface receptor signaling pathway; adenylate cyclase-activating G protein-coupled receptor signaling pathway. Lineage: Eukaryota; Metazoa; Chordata; Mammalia; Pholidota; Manidae. Gene Ontology annotation, molecular function: G protein-coupled receptor activity. Gene Ontology annotation, cellular component: plasma membrane. The record is from RefSeq and is a predicted model, not a curated record.